AUGGCGAACGCCGAUUUGGCCCUUCUUGGGACGUUCCAGAAACACAUUGAGGAUAUGCGAAACCUGUCUCUAUGUAAAAUUUGCAUAAAACCCUUCUACGAACCAUUCGUCCUCGCAUGCGGCCACACAUAUUGCUAUUCAUGUCUUGCUGGCUGGUUUGGUGGACCGCAAGCCAGAAAGAGAAAGAAAAAUUGUCCAGAUUGCCGGGUCGAAGUGACGGUCCAACCAUCUCCCAACUACCUCCUGCGAGAUCUCGUCCAUAUGUUCAUCAGCCGGGCCGAACUCCUCCCCGAAGAUGAGACUGUCCAAGAACAUCAGCAGGCAAAGGAAGACGAGGCGUCUGUUCUAGCUGCGGACCGCGCCGGAGGCGGUUUGUUCAAGGGUGCUUUCAAACGCCUCCGGCCAGGAUACGAUCACUGGAACCGGGGCUUUUACGACCCGGGAGAUAAUAUUCUUCGAUGUCCUGAUUGUCACUGGGAGUUGGAAGAUGGUGAAUGUCUUCAUUGUGGUUUUCGUGUAUAUCAACACGAUGAGAUUGGUACAGACGGAGAUUCUGGAGGAGAAUCACAAAGCUUACGUACACUCGAUUCUGAGUUUGAUGACGAUGAGGAUGAGAACGACGGCGACUUUGAGGCUGGCAUGGAGCCUGACCACUACCAUCAGUGGCAUACCGAAGACGACGCGUCUGCAGCAGAAACAACCGCCGCUGAUAAUGAUUACUACGAUGAGGACGACGGUAUGGACGGAUUCAUUGAACCCGAUGAGGACGAUAACGAAGACGAAGAUGCUAGUAGUAUAUCCACAACGGCCACUAUCAAUGGGGCUCGACCAGUUGUUAACAAUCGAAGACAUGGCUUUGGUACAGGAGCCCGAAGAGAGCGGUCUUCCAGAUUUUAUGGGGGAGAAGACGAUUAUGACGAUGAGGACCACGAGACCGAUACGCAUCCCACAACAGAUGAAGGACAUUCUCGUACUAAUAUGAAUUAUGACGAAGCUACAGAAGGCUCGGGCCAGGAGAACCACUAUCCACCUAUCCAAAGAAACAGGAGGUCACGCAUUCGAAUCGUCAUAAGCGAUGACGAUGACGAAGAAGGUCUACGAAAUGGUGAGGAAGAUUCACAAACGGAAGAAAUAACAACUGAGGAUUCUGAAGAUGGUGACGAAGAAGAGGAAUCGCCAGAAAAUUCCGAAGAUGGAUAUGGAGAAGAACAAUACGAGUCCGAAGACUCGGAUGUUCGGCCGCCACAGCCAUCAGCACGGCGUAGGCAGCAUCUGCAAAGCCAACGAGCUAGGCGGAGCAAUCACAGCUAUCAGCCACAUGUUCGGAGCCAUAGAGGCCAGCAGAGUCACCCUCCGGCCAGCGACGUGAGGCAGCAUCACCAUAUUCGUCACCGAAGUAACAUUUCUCAAUUGAGCGGUCUGGGUCGACUGGGGGUAUAUGAACGGCGACUACCGGGGAUUAGAAACUUCUGA
This is a messenger RNA of Rhinocladiella mackenziei CBS 650.93, 1473 nucleotides long. RefSeq lists its product as uncharacterized. Gene Ontology annotation, cellular component: nucleus. Bases 1 to 1473 code for a protein of 490 amino acids. Gene Ontology annotation, molecular function: ubiquitin protein ligase activity. The record is from RefSeq and is a predicted model, not a curated record. Lineage: Eukaryota; Fungi; Ascomycota; Eurotiomycetes; Chaetothyriales; Herpotrichiellaceae. Gene Ontology annotation, biological process: proteasome-mediated ubiquitin-dependent protein catabolic process. The transcript has a single exon.